Messenger RNA from Cataglyphis hispanica, 3137 nucleotides. RefSeq names its product Golgi integral membrane protein 4-like. The record is from RefSeq and is a predicted model, not a curated record. The transcript is spliced from 7 exons. Bases 359 to 1783 code for a protein of 474 amino acids. Lineage: Eukaryota; Metazoa; Arthropoda; Insecta; Hymenoptera; Formicidae.
GCAUUUUCGUUCCAUGGUGCGCUGCGCGUUACUCUCGAGGACGUGAGGAGUCGCCGGCCACGUUCGCGCGAUACUCUCGCCCCGCGUUUCCCUCGACGUGACAUUAGUGGUGUGCACGCGAUCAUCCAUAUGCGAGUGCGGUGUCGCGCAACGACGACGACGACGCCACCGCCGCUACGAGCUCCGCUACGAGGAGAAGCCGUCGAGGAGUCGCCGUCGUUCCCUCGCGCGACGCGUCAUCGCCAUUUCGCCACCGACGCGACCACCGCGAUCGACGUUCGACGCUGGCUAGGCAGACCGGGACGCGCGAUGAAGAAGAGCUGAGUGUGCGGCUCGCCGUCGACCGGGUAUACGAGGGAUGAGCGGUUCGCGGCUUGGCAGAGGCCGAGGCGGUCGCCUGGCUCUGUACGGGAGCUGUGGAGUGGUGGCUCUUUUGCUGAUAUUUCUUUAUCGUGCCGCUAUUUCGGAGAUGACCAGGCUACGGGACCUUCACGAACAAUGCGCUCAUCAGCAGGAGGCUCUCGCCGCCCAACUGCAAGUUAUAUUCGAGUACAAAGUUCGAUUGGAGAAAUCUUUGGCGGAGGAGAAGAGCUCGAAUGCUGCGGUGAAGCAAGAGCUGCAGCAGCGCGCGUCACGGGAGAAGUCUUUGCGCGAUAAGGAUAGCAUAGAGGCGAUGCGAAGAUUCGACUCGCUUCAGCAGACCUAUCAGCUUCUGCAGACGGAGCAUCAGGAUCUACAGGAAGAAUGUAAGAAACAUAAAAAACAAGCAUUGGACGAGACCAAUAAGUUGAAAACGACGCUGCAAGACCUACAUGAUCGCAUCGAGCAGGCGAAAGAAGAGAAGGAGAAAUCCAUGGAGCAUUUGAAGACUAAGUACCUGGAAUUACAAGAUGAGAAGACUCAGCUGGAGAACAAAUACAACGAACUGAUGGCAAUUAAUGGCGGUGCCGAUAGUACCAUCGAUCACCUUAGGAAGGAGGUCUUUCAGCUUCAGCGUGAAUUAGAAAGCGCCAAGAAAUCCUAUAGAAAAAGCACAUCUCCUGAUCCGCCGCCGAUAACUUUUCGGGCGUCUGCGCCACAAUCAGCAUCGCAGAAGGUGGAUUCCAGACCAAUCCCGGCGCCACAACCGCAACAACAGAACGCGGCGCGCGAUUCCGCGAGUUCGCGAAAAAUGGAAAACUCUACUCUAGCGAACAACGCUAAUUUGGUGUCACCGUCUCUUGUCGACAAGGUCGUUCCGCUACCAGCUAGACAAUUGUCGAAGGUCAAAUUACCGGUUGGCGUAUUGCCGAUUCCAGAGCUUAUCGAACAGAAGAUCGACAAUGAAGAAAAACGUCAAGAAGAAAUUCGAAAGCGAGAUGACGCGGCGGCUCACAAUAAUUUGCAACCGCCACCGCCAAAACUCGCUCCGGCCGACAGUAAAGAGGAAAAGGAACCGAUCGUUGAAACUGGUAAUCUUGAUCCACCAUUCGCCGCGAAUCCUCCCGCCGCGCGACAUAUCGGCGAUCAGAUUGUCGAGAGAAGGGCGAACGAUAUUCAAUGGUUCAGAGUGAGACCCGGAGUACAAGAAAUUGGUGAAGAACUCAAUCAGUUAGGUCGUGUUCCUGGAUUAGACGAUGGACAAGCUAACGGUGGUGAUGAUCAGUAUGAUGGUGGCGAUUACGAUAAGGAACCUCAGCAAAAGAAUGAUAUUCAUUUGGCGGAGGGCGAGGAUGAGGGUGAAGAUGAAGGCGACAUGCUUGAAUAUCCGCAUAAUAAUUUGAAGCAAGAUAAGCGAGAAUAAAGUCAACAUCACCAUUCGAAAGUUUUUUAUGUGAUCGACGAUCGAGUUCUAUAAAUGGAAAUCGCCUGAAAAAUAGUAAACUUGACCAAUGUUCACGAUCGUCCCAAUUUCAUCAGCGAAGAAUAUUUAUUAUGUAUUAUAAUCUGCAUGAAUCGUUCAAUGAUCAUCUCAUGAGAAGUUAGAGAACAUGAUUUUAUUAUGUUUCGAAAACUCUCGUGUGAAAUUUUAGGUAUAUGUAUGAUAAUAUAUAUAUACCUAAAUGCGUGUGUAUAUAUCAUCAACGGUACAUUUGAUGAAGAUUUACGCGGUUCUAAUAAAUCUUUUCUCAAGAAUUUAAUACGAGCACAGGCUCUCAAGGAAGAAAAGAAUAAGAUAAACUGUAUUUUUCCAGAUUAAGAUCCAUAGCCAAGAUAUAUGGAGUGGAUUACGUCAAUAGUGAUUUAAUCGCACUUAUUACUUAAGACACUCAUGACUUUGUUAGUAUAAGUGCAUUAAGUUGGACAUGUAUUGCAUUAGCAGAGAUAAUAUUACUUAGCGAAUGCUUUCGGAAUUAAUCAAUAUCCAGAAAAUUGAUUAUAAAAAUGUUUUAUCUAAUGAAUUUCGAAGCUAAUCGUAAAUUAUUUCUUUCUAUAUUAAUUCUAUGUUUAUGUAACUGAGAAUAUAGAUGGCAAUGUUGAUCUUUUUACUACUUGUACAAAUGCAAAAUGCAAAUGUAUAAAUGUAGAUAUUUUGUAUAAAUGUAAAUAAAAGUUUGGGAUAUUUCCCGCCCAAUCUUCUUUUUACAUUUAAAAAAUUUAAGAAAAAAGAUUUCGUGAUACAUCGUAGAUUAUCACACAGCAGAGUUAUAUAUAAUAUUGCAUAAUGUAAAGCCAUCCCUGCUACUGCAAUCCAAUCCUUUUAUAAUACCUAUUAUGGCGACAAUCGAAUUUUUCAAUUUUAUUAAGAGAAUUUACAUUGAGGUUAUUAACUUAUCGUCAAUAAACUUUUAAUCUUGUUUUUUAUUUUAUUGAUAUCAUUCGUUGUCGCAAAUAAUCGUAGGUUGUCGAUUUUUAACAAUAUGGUUAAAAAUAAACGUAUCAUCAAAUUAACAUCCGCUAAUGAAAUAGAUUAAAUCUAGCAAAUCGUGUAAGAGCAAUGGAAUAUUCACGAUGUUUUAUUUAUUUUAUUAUUACCGUAAAUCUUAAAAAUGAUGACUUAAUUGUCAAAAAGAUUUACUUUAAGCAAUUUAUUGUACGAUGAGCAUAGCGUAAUAUUUUGGUAUAGUUUAGAAAUCAGUUAUAUGUAGAUGUAUACAGAGAGGCGUUGUAAUUGUACAUAAACGUUCUUUUCAUAAUAAAAAUGAUUUAAAAAAAUA